AAGAAGAAUUGGAAAGGAAAAUAAAAAUAAAAAGUGAAAUAAAAUCGAACAUAGGGUUCCGCUUCUCUUCUCUUCUCUUCUUUAUGCUUCAGUUGUUUUGCUAACAGAGAUUGCCGUUGAAGACUUAAAAGAAAUUCAAUAAUGGCGAACUCAAUGGCAAGGUCGUUCCUUCAGGUUGCGGCAACGGAGGAGGUUGCUUCCCCUCUCCGAGUUGUUCAAAUCGAAGGCGUGGUGAUAUUAAAAAUAAUCAAACAUUGCAAGGAGUUUUCACCUGCACUGGUUACAGGCCAGCUUCUUGGAUUAGAUGUUGGCAGUGUUCUUGAAGUUACUAACUGUUUUCCUUUCCCGAUCCGCGAGGAAGACGAGGAGAUUGAAGCUGAUGGAGCUAAUUAUCAGCUUGAGAUGAUGAGAUGUCUAAGGGAGGUUAAUGUUGAUAACAACACUGUUGGAUGGUACCAAUCAACAAUUUUGGGUUCAUACCAAACAGUGGAGUUGAUUGAGACCUUUAUGAAUUAUCAGGAGAAUAUUAGGAGGUGUGUGUGCAUUAUCUAUGAUCCUUCUAGGUCAAAUCAAGGUGUCUUGGCUCUCAAGGCUUUGAAGCUAUCUGAUUCUUUUAUGGAACUUUACCGAGCUAAUAACUUCACUGGAGAGAAAUUGCGGGAGAAAAACUUAUCAUGGGUCGAUAUUUUUGAGGAAAUUCCUAUCAAAGUCUCAAAUUCUGCACUUAUCAGUGCCUUUAUGACUGAGCUGGAAUCUGAUACUCCGGUCAAACAGUGUGAUUAUGACCGUCUGCAAUUGUCAACUAAACCAUAUAUGGAGAGGAAUGUGGAAUUUUUGAUCGAAUGCAUGGAUGAUUUGUCAAUGGAACAACAGAAGUUUCAAUUUUACUAUAGGAGUCUGUCACGACAGCAAGCCCAGCAACAGGCAUGGCUUCAGAAAAGAAGGACAGAGAACAUGGCUAGAAAAGCUGCUGGGGAGGAGCCUCUGCCAGAGGAGGACCCCUCAAAUCCGAUCUUCAAGCCAAUCCCUGAACCAUCACGUUUGGAGAGCUUUCUCGUAACAAAUCAAAUUGCUAAUUACUGCAACCAAAUCAACGGGGUUGCCGGGCAAAACUUCAACAGAUUGUAUUUAAUGAAGUCCUUGCACGAUAAUUGACGACGAAUUUUUAAUUCAUGGGUAGCUGUAAUAUUCCUUUUUAUCGAUGAACAAGAUAAUUACUUUUGGUUUUUCAUUAAAUCACUUUUUUUUGUUAUCACUAUUGUUUUUGGGGUCAUUUGUUUAGCUUUUACCUACUAAUGUAGGUGUUCAUGGCCAGGCUUGUUUUGUCUGUGGCCCAAAAAAUUUUGUUAGCGAAUUUAAUAUUAUCGCUCGUAAUGGUUACAUUUCGGCCUAUAAUAUUACAUUUUAAAAAGA
This is a messenger RNA of Gossypium raimondii (Peruvian cotton), 1413 nucleotides long. RefSeq names its product eukaryotic translation initiation factor 3 subunit H. Gene Ontology annotation, molecular function: metallopeptidase activity; translation initiation factor activity; protein binding. Lineage: Eukaryota; Viridiplantae; Streptophyta; Magnoliopsida; Malvales; Malvaceae. The transcript has 11 exons. Gene Ontology annotation, cellular component: eukaryotic translation initiation factor 3 complex; cytoplasm; cytosol. The record is from RefSeq and is a predicted model, not a curated record. Bases 142 to 1155 code for a protein of 337 amino acids.